AUGUAUCACCCAGCAGAGCUGUACUCUGGCCGUAGCACAUGGGACUCCUAUCCAGCUGGAGGUCCUAACAGAGGACAAUGGGCUCCAGUGAACACUCACCUCUGGAGCCACACAAACAGAUGCCAAGAAGGGCGCAAUCAAUCACAUCAUCCACCAUCAAGUCGUCUCUAUAACAGGGGGGAGAGAACAGUCAACCAUGUUCAGGACAAAGGUAUCUCAAAGGGGCACAGACAGCAUCCACGUGUGUGGGAUGGGAAAGAGCCGCCGUUUGAGGCCCAGAACUGGCAUCACAACUCCUCGCGCUCAUUCCACAACCGAGCUGAAAACAACAACGGUUAUCCAACCGCAGCCGGAGAGCGCUACGCAACCUGGGACAAUAACCUCAGCAGCUCUGAGCAUGGGGGUCCUCGCUUUCAUCGCAACAACAGAGAGCUCCAGUCUCCGCCAGAGAGAUGGGCCCCCUCGGACUGUCGCAGGAGCCCCCCAGGCAGGAUGAUGAACAACAGACCGGGGCCCUGGAAACGACCGGCCCACCAUCAGCGGCGAGAUCAAUUACACGAGCACAGUCCAUCCCCGCCUCACCCUUCAUCUCCGAGGGAAGAGUGUCCCGCUAAGAGGAGGAGGGACUCUGGUCCUGAUCAGUCACCUCAUCCUGGAUCAAGACAUCUACCUUUACCGGCCCCCUCACCGCCUCGCCACCACCACCGUCACCAAGAUGACUGGAAGCCCCUCAGCGACCGGGCGGGUCCUUUCCACCACUCCGACCACAGGACCUCAGCAACACAGCAACAGGAAACCUCUAAACUUCGAGCUGGCGGACAUGGCUUCAGUAACAGUAACCCGGCAGCUCUAAACCAGAGUUGUGGCAGCAGACCGCCACAUCACGGAAGCAGAGGGAAGGUCGAGCGGAAAAUCCCGUCUUCACCAGCAGACCACACCCGUGUGCCUUACAGCCACCAAAACCAUCAUUACCACUACCAACGGCACACAGGCCAUCCCAGAGCUCCACAGCACAACCUGCCGCUUCACCCUCCAGAGGACUCACGGAGCCAUCACCACAAACUAAGCACAGAACCUCAACGCACUCAUCAAAGAAGCAUUUUAAGGGAUCCAGCCCUCGCCCAUUCUUCUGGUGCAGAUUCCCCUUAUUCAUCCCUCCUCUGCAGCCCUAAAGAUGGAGGGUCCACUGCCAGCAGUCCACGUGCUCUCUCCAGUCCCUCUUCAUACACGGCGCCCAUCGGCAGAAAAGAGCCUGCUAUCGUUCGUCAGUGUAGCCCCGGCCUCAGUGGAGAGCAGAGACUCCAUGGGAGCCCCCCCUCACACAACCAGACCAGGUUCUCAGACGUCAAGUACAGAAAGAGUUCACAGCCGCUCUGCUCACGACCGCUCCCCCACGGCAGAUCGAGAGCAAGCAAGCUUGACAAGGAGCUGGAGCAGCACGCAAAACCUGAGUGCAAACAAAAAGAUAAGCUGGGGAAGAAAGAGAGAAAGGGGGAUAUUCUGAAGACGAGCAGAAAAGGCGAUGAGAGAAAACGACGGAAGAAAAAAGAGGAGAAAAGGCCGGGCGAGCGAAAAAGGAAAAGAGAUAAAGCAGUUAAAAUGGAGGGAAAGCUAGGCUUGAAAAUCGCGAAGAGGGACAUGUCCACCUCCAUCUCUGCCUCAGCGGAGGGCAAAGUGAGUAGGAUGGAGACUCCGACCCCAGAGGGUCAAAGCCAGUCGACGCCCAAACACAAGCACAGGGCGAGGAGUGAACGAGCGGAAGGGACUCACCGGCCGUUCGCAAAUGCUCCUCCUCCUAAUUGCACUUCACAGCAGCUGCCCUCAAAAUCUGGAAACCACAAAAUGUCCAAAAAGAACAGCGGUCCCCAGAAACACCCUGUCAAAAAUCUCCCAAUGACGUCCCCCAGGAAAACCAGCGCCAAACAGACCAGCAGGAGGCCCACCACUGUCUCAUCCCAGUCAGACGGCAGACCGAGAGGAAAGCCAGACGAUACACUCCCUUCACUGUUGUUUAAAGCCUUAGUACCUCUCAGUGCAGCAUGUUCCCUGAGCGCAGAGCAGGGAGGUGUUCUCACUGCCCCGGACCUCCAGCCUGUGGGGGUGAUGGGACAUUUGAGGGAAAUAGGAGACAACCUAGCGAACACUCCUCCUGUUCUGAGCUGGCAGGGCUCUCCAGUGUCGAGUCUGGAGGAGGAUGAGGACGGAGUGAUAAGUCGACCUGUCCUCCAGCCCAGCCCUACUCAGUGCUCUCCCCGGCCUGUGGACAACGACAGCUCGGACGAUAUGGAAAAGGAGCCUUGCGAAAGUUCACGAGGCGACAGCAGCGACAGGUCUGAAUACUGUGAUCCGCCCGGUUCCGCCGAACAAGUUGCCGAGGAACAAUCAAAAGAAGACGUGGACAGCAGUGGGGAAACUUCUGGCUCUCUUCUCCGUGAGCUUUGCCACCACAAAGCAGGGCUGGACGACGUCUUCAAGAGCCUGGCCAACUUCCUCGGAGGCCAGAGGGUCUCGAGUCGAGGCGGCCCGUUUGGUGGUCCUCCAGACAGCACUGCAAGAGGGGUGAAGUACUCCUCUUCUCUCGAACUUGGGCCAGAUAUACACUGCCAGGAGCAUCACGAUUUGUCCCCUAAUUCCGAUCCCACAGCGUCCUCCAAACCUGCUCAUAUUAAAUCACCGACUCACGCUACCUCAGGCUCCCUUGGGAAAUCCCACAGUCCGACAGAACUGAAAACUGAACCCGUCGCCGACGCCCCAGUGCAGGAGCCUGAGACUGUGGUGAAAGUAAAACAAGAAGGUAAAGAUACCGAGAUCCUCCCGGAGAGAAUUGACUCCUCUCUUCUCGACGGGUCACUGAGUGCAGAGCUGAGAGUGACCACCACGGAUACAGCCUCUCUCACCAGCCUCCUCACUGUUUCCACCAAGGAAGAGAGGGGACACAGCACGGAGCCCGGACACAGAUGUGCAGACAGAAAAAGAAAACAAAAGGAUAAGGAUGGAGGAGGAGGAGAAGAAGAAGAGAUCAAGAUUAAGAUAAAGACAAAGGAAUGCAGUGUCAUCUGUCCCAAAAACAUAAUCAAUGAAGUUAAGGAUUCGGAAGAGAAAGGUGUUUCAUCCUCGGAGAGAGCCAUCUCCAAAAGUUCAUCCAGACCUCCCAAAGAUAGUAGGAAGGGCCAGAUUUCUCAGGAAAAUCAAUCGCCACGUGGCAAGGACAUCCGGAGAGAGAAAGAAGACACUGGGAACGCUGAGGUUAAGAUAGAAAGAGAGGAGAAGGAGCAGGAAGUGGUCACCGAGCUAGAAAACAAGAAAUCGUCCGCAGCUAGAAACCCAGAAACGAAAGCUCCAAACCCAUCGUCAACUUUAACAAUCAACCCGUCCAACCUGUGUGUCUCAACACCGGCGAGCAAACCCCCCCGCUCCUUAGCGCCCGUCGAUCCACUGAAACUGAAAGCGCUGUCCAUGGGCUUAUGUAAGGAGCUGAAGAUCCUGCUGUUCAAAGUGGAGAGCGCCGGAAGACAAACGUUCAACAUAUCAGAGGUGGAGGAGCAAAGGGUCCCACUUUCCAAGAUCAACAUCAACAACACGGCAGCAGAAGUGAUCAGAUCCUGCAAGGGGACGAGGGUGAAGGGGAAGUUCACGGAGUCGUACCUGCUCUCCUCAUUUUCCGUUAAACCCGACAUCGCCGUCAAGACGCCCAUUCCUCGUGAAAAGCUCAACCCUCCGACACCAAGUAUCUACUUGGAGAGCAAGAGGGACGCCUUCUCUCCAGUUCUGCUUCAGUUCUGCACUGACCCCAAAAAUGCUGUCACUGUCAUCAGAGGCCUUGCCGGCUCCCUCCGCCUUAACCUUGGUCUUUUUUCCACCAAAUCCCUGGUGGAGGCCAAUUCAGAACAUGCAGUGGAAGUGAGGACUCAGGUGCAGCAGCCCGCUGAUGAGAACUGGGAUGCCAGUGGCUCGGCGCAGGCGUGGCCCUGCGAAAGCAGCCGCUCACACACCACCAUCGCCAAAUACGCCCAGUACCAGGCCUCCAGCUUCCAGGAGAGCUUGCAGGAGGAGAAGGAGAGUGAGAAUGAAGACGAAGGAGAGCAAACACAGAGCUCGGACGAAGCAGCCACAGCAAAAGCUGUCCUGAUGUUAGCCAACAGCAAAGGAGGUCCCCCCUCAACUCCCACCAGCACACCCAGCUCAGACCAGAAAACUGCUGGAAAGAUCAUUAAAUUUGGGACCAAUAUUGAUCUCUCAGACCCUAAAAGGUGGAAGCCCCAGCUGCAGGAGCUGCUGAAGCUGCCGGCCUUCAUGAGAGUGGAGUCCAGCCACAACAUGCUCAGUCAUGUCGGUCACACCAUCCUGGGCAUGAACACUGUCCAGCUCUACAUGAAGGUGCCGGGCAGCCGCACCCCGGGUCACCAAGAGAACAACAAUUUCUGCUCCGUCAACAUCAACAUCGGACCUGGUGACUGUGAGUGGUUUGCCGUCCACGAGCAUUACUGGGCAGAUAUCAACAGAUUCUGUGAGAAGCACGGGGUAGAUUACCUCACAGGGUCCUGGUGGCCAGUGCUCGAGGACCUCUACAGCUCCAACAUCCCUGUGUACCGCUUCAUCCAGAGGCCGGGCGACCUGGUGUGGAUCAAUGCAGGGACUGUGCACUGGGUCCAGGCCGUGGGCUGGUGCAACAACAUCGCCUGGAACGUGGGACCACUCAACUCGUACCAGUAUCAACUCGCCCUGGAGCGCUUUGAGUGGAACAAGGUGAAGAAGGUUAAGUCAAUCGUUCCCAUGAUCCACGUCUCCUGGAAUGUGGCUCGAACCAUCAAGAUCACCGAUCAGGAUACAUUCAAGAUGCUCAAACACUGCCUGAUGCAGUCCAUCAAGCACAUCCAGAUUCUGAGAGAUCAGCUGGUGGCUGGAGGGAAGAAGAUCUCUUACCAGAGCCGCGUGAAGGAUGAGCCGCCAUACUACUGCAACGAGUGUGAUGUGGAGGUGUUUGACCUGCUCUUCGUGACGAGUGACAGCAGCAGUAAGAAGACCUACGUGGUGCACUGUGAGGACUGCGCCCGGGCGAAGAACCCUUCUCUGGCAGGAGUCGUGGUGCUGGAACAGUAUCGAAUGGAGGAGCUGAUGAAAACUUACGACAGCUUCACUCUGGUCAGUCUCACUCUCUCACUUAUCUCGUGCAGCUCCGUCGCCCAUUUCUAA
Limanda limanda (common dab) is the source of this 5193-nucleotide messenger RNA. RefSeq names its product lysine (K)-specific demethylase 6B, b (gene kdm6bb). Gene Ontology annotation, cellular component: MLL3/4 complex. Gene Ontology annotation, biological process: regulation of gene expression; heart development. Gene Ontology annotation, molecular function: RNA polymerase II cis-regulatory region sequence-specific DNA binding; histone H3K27me2/H3K27me3 demethylase activity; chromatin DNA binding. Bases 1 to 5193 code for a protein of 1730 amino acids. The transcript has 19 exons. The record is from RefSeq and is a predicted model, not a curated record. NCBI's taxonomy places the organism in Eukaryota, Metazoa, Chordata, Actinopteri, Pleuronectiformes, Pleuronectidae.